AUGGCUGCUUUGCCGGUAUCUCUUCCAGUCGCCGCCUCGGCCUUGACGGCCACCGCAGCAUAUCUGAAUGCUCGAUGGCAGGUCUCUUACGAUCUCCACUUGUUGAAGUCUAUCCUGCCCACGGUAGCAAACGUGGCAUGGUGGACUCAGCGUGAUCGUGUCAACUUCUUUUACCGCCUCGAAGACCUCGCCACCUCCAAGUCCUCAGAAAACCGCGUUUUCCUUCGUUUUGAAGACAUGACUUACACAUAUGCGCAAGCCUACGACACAGUUCUCCGCUAUGCCAAUUUUCUCAAGGAUCGCCGGGGUGUGAAGAAGGGGGAAAUGGUUGCGCUUGACUUCCAGAAUACCGACACUUUUAUUUUCUUGUUGCUGGCUUUGUGGGCUAUCGGGGCUGUUCCGGCACUUAUCAACUACAACCUCACCGGUGCGGCACUCGUUCACUGCGUCAAGAGGGCGAACGCGCGGUUGAUGCUCAUCGACCCUAUCGUGGCUGGAAACGUUGGGGAGGAUGUCAAGUCCGAGCUGAGCGGAACCAUGUUUGAAGUUGUGACACCACAGUUGGAGAGUCAGAUGUUGGCGUUUGAUGGUACCAGGCCUGCGGAUGAGCUGCGGAGUGGUGCGGCGGGCGAGGCAAUGGGCAUACUUAUUUACACAAGCGGCACAACAGGCUUACCCAAGGCCGCGAUUGUUUCUUGGGCCAAGGUUGCUGUUGUUGGUGGUUUUACAUCUCGAUUGGUUGGCACGGGCAAGAAUGAUGUGUUUUACACUGCAAUGCCCCUUUACCAUUCGACGGCUAUGCUGCUGGGAUUUGCUCACACUUUGAACGUGGGCGCUACAUUUGCCAUGAGCAGGAAAUUUUCCACUAGUCACUUCUGGGACGACGUCCGAAAACACAAUGCCACGAUCAUCCAAUACGUCGGCGAAACAUGCAGAUAUCUGCUCUCGGCCCCAACAAAAUUGGAUCCCGUCACGGGCGAGAACCUCGACAAGAAGCACAAAGUCCGGGUCGCCUUUGGAAACGGUCUUCGUCCCGACGUGUGGAAUGCCUUCAAGGAGCGGUACGGCAUUGAGACGAUUGCCGAGUUCUACGGCGCCACCGAGGGAAGUUUUGCAACAUGGAACGUGAGCAGAAACGACUUCAGCAUGGGCUCCGUAGGACGGGCUGGCGCCCUGUACAACCUGCUUGUUGGCCGGUCUAUCGCCAUCGUCGAGGUUGAUCAUGAGACGGAAUUGCCACUCAGAGAUCCCAAGACUGGAUUCUGCGUGCGGACACCGGAGGGCGAGCCAGGCGAAUUGCUCUUUUCGCUCCCGGCGAAGAAUGUAGAGGCGAGGUUCCAGGGAUACUACGGCGAUACGGGUGCCACGUCCAAGAAGAUCAUGCGCAAUGUCUUUUCGAAGGGCGAUGCUUGGUUCCGGACUGGUGAUGUGGUUCGUCGAGAUAGCGAGCACAGGAUCUACUUCAACGACCGGAUCGGCGAUACCUUCAGGUGGAAGAGUGAGAAUGUGUCGACCGCUGAGGUGGCUCAUAUCCUGGGACUUCAUCCAGGAAUCCAAGAGUCAAAUGUGUAUGGCGUAGAGAUUCCGGGACAUGAGGGCCGGGCUGGAUGCGCAGCCGUGGUUUUCAAGCCCUCGGCUUUGGGACAUGACGGUGUUCCUACCAGCGAGACGCUCAAGACGCUGGCGGAGCAUGUAAUGGCCAACCUGCCCAGAUACGCGUUGCCUCUUUUCCUCCGAGUCGCCAAGGAUGGGUCGCUCGAGAGCACCGGGACAAACAAGCAGCAAAAGGUCGGCCUGCGAAACGAGGGCGUGGAUCCUAGCAAGACUGGCAGUGAUGAUAUCUUCUGGUUGAAGGGGGCAUCAUAUGAGAGGUUUGGGCCGAAUGAUUGGAGCUCGCUGCAGGGCGGCAAGGUGAAGCUUUGA
This is a messenger RNA of Podospora anserina S mat+, 1923 nucleotides long. RefSeq lists its product as uncharacterized. Bases 1 to 1923 code for a protein of 640 amino acids. Lineage: Eukaryota; Fungi; Ascomycota; Sordariomycetes; Sordariales; Podosporaceae. Gene Ontology annotation, molecular function: long-chain fatty acid transmembrane transporter activity; long-chain fatty acid-CoA ligase activity. The transcript is spliced from 3 exons. The record is from RefSeq and is a predicted model, not a curated record.